Messenger RNA from Heterobilharzia americana, 1086 nucleotides. The record is from the annotation of a GenBank genome assembly. Lineage: Eukaryota; Metazoa; Platyhelminthes; Trematoda; Strigeidida; Schistosomatidae.
AUGUUUGAGUUAGACAGAAGGAAACCUCUAACUGAUUUACAGAUUAAACAACGAUUGGCAAAACUUCCAGUUUAUGAACAGUUUGAUUUCCUACGUGCAUCUGAUAUACUCUUGGAUAAAGAGUCUGAAAUCACUCUGCAGUUAUUCGCUAAUUUAAGAGGGCACCUACAUACUGCACUGACAAAUAUUAAAAAUGAACUAACGUCUUACGAUUUGGAGGAAGAAAAAGAAGUUACUGAUGAAAACGUUUUACCAUUUGAUUUGACAACAAAAAUUGGUCAAAAACUGGCUAGCAUUGCUCAAAUCUUUAUGAGCAGUAUAAAGAAGACAGAAACUACAGAUGGUUCUGGUGAACAACGUGUUAAAAGUGCCGAAAAGAAGGAUGUAACCAGUGAUAAAAGACAAGUAAAAUCUGGUCGUAGUGAGAAAAAUGUACCUGAUAUAAAGAAAUCAAGGAAGUUUGCCAAGGCUGUCACAUCAUUAAAAGAUUCAAAGAAACUUGCUGCUGUUCAAUCAAAUUCAAUACCUGAACUACCAGAAUAUGAACAUGAUAGAAAAGCAAGAUCAUAUUUAAAAGAAAGAUUAUUUGGUGAUUUAGGUGAAGCGGCUAAAAGGGAACAGGAAAUUCUCAUGGGGAAAAUGAAACUUCAAGCUUUACGAUUCACUUCUGAAUCAUUCAGGCAACAAGAAAUCAUAAAUGAAAGGAUAAAUGAAGCUAAGAAUCGCAAAAUAAAGAAAGAUGAUGUGGUCGAAAUUGAAGCUGUUAGUCAACUUUUGGAUCAAAAUCGGGAGUUCAAUGAGAUAUAUCAGAGGGAUAGAGAAGAACAUGAAAAAGUGCUUAGUGCGCGAAUACAACAGAAACUGCAGCCCGACAAUAGAAAUUCAGUCAAAGGAGUCACUGAGAAUAACACGACACAAGGAAAGAACUCUAAACUUCUUGAGAAUAAACGUCCUAAAAAGAAACGUCCUUUACCAGUUCUCGGAGAUUUAGAUGAUUAUGAAGCCAAUGUCGAAAGUGCAAGCACAUCUUCCAUUCCACUGAGUACAGAAGUUGAACAGAAAUCCAGGAAAAAGCGUGAAGAAUGA